CUGAAUAACCAGGUCUACGUCUACGAAUUCGGCAGUCAAACAAAACCAGAUUGGCUCAACAAUAAACAGUAGUUUUGACGGAAUCGUUGAAAAUAACAUUUUGUCGGUUGUCAUAAGGGGAUAUGGAAUUGACUUUGAACGCCCACACUGGUUUAGCGAAACCUGGCAGUUCAGUUGCUUUGGUUUCUGGAACUUAUAAGUAUUAUCACUAUGGUUGUGAUAAUACACAGGACCAGGGAUGGGGUUGUGGAUACAGAACAUUACAGACAAUUUGUUCUUGGAUAGAACACGAAAAACAACAAAAAGAAUGCCCGCCAAGUGUUCCUUCCUUGAUGCAGAUACAAGAAGCUUUAGUUACCAUGGGUGAUAAAAGGCCACCAUUUAAAGGUUCUAAAGAAUGGAUAGGAAGUUUUGAAGUGUGUUUAUGUGUUGACUAUUUUUACCAGGUACCAUGUAAGAUAUUACAUAUAAAUCAUGGUUCAGAAUUAAACAAUUACCUAAAUGAAUUAUUUAAUCAUUUUAAAGAUAAGGGGUCUCCUGUUAUGAUGGGUGGGGAAACUGACAAUUCUUCUAAAGGUAUUAUGGGUGUAUGUAAAGAGCCACCUUCAUUACUGAUAGUGGAUCCACACUAUUCAGGCCCACCGUUAUCGAAUACAGAUUUACAAGAUAGAGGUUGGGCACAUUGGAAGAAUAUUGAGACGUUUUCAAGUGAUUCAUUUUAUAACUUAUGUUUACCUCAGAUUACAUCAUCAUCCAUAUCUCCUUGAUAAACUAAACACAAUUCCAUAUUAUCUGCCCUUGUCAUUGUGACACAGCUUUUUGGCGAAGUUUAGAAAGAUACAAUAUAUCCGUUUGGAAACUGUAAAAUUUAGUACUUUCGGUACCAAAUCUGUAACGUUGUGCAUUGUGCUACCUUGGUAGUUUUAAAGGUUUGGAUUUACGAUCAAAUGAUUGAUAUUGCUCAUCGUGUAUAUGUCCCUGCUUCUAUAUA
This is a messenger RNA of Patella vulgata (common limpet), 991 nucleotides long. RefSeq names its product ufm1-specific protease 1. The transcript is spliced from 6 exons. NCBI's taxonomy places the organism in Eukaryota, Metazoa, Mollusca, Gastropoda, Patellidae. The record is from RefSeq and is a predicted model, not a curated record. The coding region runs from base 123 to 767 and encodes 214 amino acids.